Sorex araneus (European shrew) is the source of this 2873-nucleotide messenger RNA. RefSeq names its product golgi phosphoprotein 3 like (gene GOLPH3L). Gene Ontology annotation, biological process: Golgi vesicle budding; Golgi organization; Golgi to plasma membrane protein transport. The record is from RefSeq and is a predicted model, not a curated record. Lineage: Eukaryota; Metazoa; Chordata; Mammalia; Eulipotyphla; Soricidae. Gene Ontology annotation, cellular component: Golgi cisterna; trans-Golgi network; cytosol. Bases 184 to 1041 code for a protein of 285 amino acids. Gene Ontology annotation, molecular function: phosphatidylinositol-4-phosphate binding. The transcript is spliced from 5 exons.
GAUGUGUUAUUCCUCUACAUCGAAGGAUCAGGAAGUUUGUUCUCUGCGUGGUUGAGAAGUUUUUCCUCUUACUAGGACAGGGGUGGAGGGGGAUGAAGAAGGGAAGGUGUCUCCCUAAAGUAGAGUGCAAGCUACUGCCUGCGUCUCCCCGUAAUCCAGGAGUAACGUCAGUAACAGGUGAGAAUGACCACUUUAACUCACCGUGCCCGGCGCACUGAAGUGGGCAAAAACUCUGAAAAGAAGGUGGACAGAGAGGAGGACACUAAUCAAGACAGGAGUCCAGAUAAUGAAGACUCUGGAGACUCCAAGGACAUCCGCCUCACCCUCAUGGAAGAAGUGUUACUCCUGGGACUAAAAGAUAAAGAGGGCUACACGUCUUUCUGGAAUGAUUGUAUAUCAUCUGGCCUACGAGGGGGAAUCCUCAUAGAACUGUCCAUGAGGGGUCGGAUCUAUCUGGAACCCCCAACUAUGCGUAAGAAGCGACUGCUAGACAGAAAGGUACUGCUAAGGUCUGACAGCCCAACUGGUGACGUAUUACUGGAUGAAACUCUAAAACACAUCAAAGCAGCCGAGCCCACAGAAACUGUCCAAACAUGGAUAGAGUUACUUACUGGUGAGACCUGGAAUCCCUUCAAAUUGCAGUAUCAGCUGAGAAAUGUAAGAGAACGAAUUGCAAAGAACCUUGUAGAGAAGGGCAUUCUUACCACCGAGAAGCAGAAUUUCCUCCUGUUUGAUAUGACGACUCACCCAGUGACCAAUACAACAGAGAAACAGCGGCUAGUGAAAAAGCUUCAAGACAGUGUUCUGGAGCGGUGGGUGAACGACCCUCAGCGCAUGGACAAGCGAACACUAGCGCUCCUGGUGCUAGCCCACUCGUCUGACGUGCUGGAGAAUGUCUUCUCCUCUCUGACGGAUGAGAAGUACGACGUGGCCAUGAACCGAGCCAAGGACCUCGUAGAACUGGAUCCUGAAGUGGAGGGGACAAAGCAAAGUGCCACAGAGAUGAUCUGGGCCGUGCUGGAGGCCUUCAAUAAAUCAUAAAGCCAGCAGGUGGGGGUGUCGCCCAUUUUCUCUGCUGACUGGUGCUGCACCUAUCACUGGGUUUUGAGAAAUGUUUUCAUCAUUUUCUCCUCCUCUUGAAUCAGACUGUGAUUUGAAGAGAGUGACUCCAGGAUCUCCAUUAGGACUGGGUCACCAUAAGCAUUCUUUUUUUCUCUCUCUUCACUCGAGAUGAAUAAGCUGGGUGAACCCACAUACACCCAAUCAACUGUUUUACUUCUGUCUUGGUUUACCUCCCUCUUGGGUGCUGUUAAGUAUGCAGACAUAGAGCUAAGUGCGAUGCUGAGUUCUCUAGAUUCUCCAGCUACAGAAGGCAAGCGAGACAUAGAGUAAACCAUUUGUUACUUUUUUACAAGUGUUUUCUAUCUGAAAUACAUGUUUUUCACAGUCAGGUCUCUGUUAAGUAAUAUAGUUAAUUGAGAUGACUGUCUCUCUGAAGCAGUUGGAAGUAAAACUAAUUUUUGAAGCAAAUUUCUCUAGGAUUGUAUUCCCACUAAUGAUUAUCUCAUUUUUCAUUUUCUAACCUGAUGAGAAUAUUCCAGAUUUGAUUACUUGAUUCUCACAAUUGUCAAACUAUAGUUUCUAUCCUCAGCAUUAUUUUGCUCAUUCAUUCCUUAGAGGGGAAAGCAUAAGUGAAAAAAAAAUGUAUCUCUCAACUCCCAACACACACACACACACACACACACACACACACACACACACACACACCUGCCCUGAUACGUCAGCUUUAUAAUUUGUAAGGAAGGGAGCUGGCAUGAGAAUUUCCAUCCUUUGACUCAUGACUAUCCUAAUUUCUCUGUCUGUGUUUCUUCUGAUUGAAGUGAGGGGGUUUUAAUUUUCACUUCUAUGCUGAAAUUCAGUACUGCAUAGCAGCAUUCUGACAGCACAUCUCAACCCCAGCUCUUGUUUCAUGUCUUGUCUCUACAUAAAUUGGUAGUUGAGUUCUUAAAAUAAUUCUGUGUAAAAAUUCACAGAUUCCUUCCUAGUCCUUAGUCUAAUCUUAAUAUAAUCAUCUCUGUAAAUCUACAAUGUUUUUCAAGUCUGAAUUCAAACAAAAACUCUCUCUCUCUCUCUCUCUCUCUCUCUCUCUCUCUCUCUCUCUCUCUCUCUCUCUCUCUCUCUCUCUCUCUCUCUCUCUCUCUCUCUCUCUCUCUCUCUCUCCCCUUGCCCCCCCCCUUUGGGGAAUCCUAUUAGAGGGUAAACUUGGUAUAAAAACUGCAAUGGUAGAUAAAGUCCAAUAUUGGGGUAUAUGAAAAUGAAAGGCCCCAAGCUAUGCUAAUAUCAAGCAUAUAUUAUGCUGAUACUUUGAAUAGGUCACACCUCCACCAUUACAUAGAAAUGCUGUCACCAGGACUAAUCCAGAUGGCCCAGACCUGUUAUCAUCUCUUCCUGAUCAAAAGUCAUUUAAAUGUUUCAUCUCCUCCCCAGAUUUGCCUAGCCCACAAAUCAAUGAUCAUAUUUCAUUUUUCACUGCUGGUAUUGCUUAGCUGACUGGAGAUACAAAUUUGAACAUGAGAAGAUUCUAAGACAGUAAAGCUUUAGUCGGGCUCUCUAAAGUCCAGAAACCUCUGCCUUGGUUUUCCUUUCCAUUUGAACAACUGAAUUAAGACCAGGUUUUCUGUUGGCACAUUUUACCUUGAUUAAAGGUAGAAACUCAGUUAUUUUGUUCAACUUUUGGUCAAUAUUUUUAUUCUGUAUCUCAAAAUAAUGAGAAUUAUCCUCAAUUGAAUCUGCAUAAUGUUCAUUGCAAAACACACUCUGGUUUAGUGUAGAUGGCCUUCAUGUUUCUGUGUAAUAAAGGAUCAGUCAUUGGC